AUGGCUUCAAACGCAAAGGUUCCCCGAAACUUCAGGCUCCUAGAAGAGCUAGAGAAAGGCGAGAAGGGUUUAGGAGCAGAGGCCUGCUCUUACGGUCUUGCCGAUGGCGAGGACAUGAUGAUGAGCAACUGGAAUGGCACCGUCCUUGGUCCCCCUCACUUAACAUCGGCGUCACGCGACAAUAGAGCGUCCACGAGAACAGGAUAUACAGCCUCAACAUUCAUUGCGGUCCCGAAUACCCCGAUAGCCCUCCGACUCUGCAGUUCAUCUCGCGCGUCAACCUCCCAUGCGUUGAUGCCCACUCGGGCAAGGUUCGAUUUACUCAAUACCGAGCAGACAGUAGCUGGGAAAGCUAAUGGUUCUCAGGUCGACCCCGCCAAGUUGCCUUGUCUGGCCCAGUGGAAGCGCGACUACACUAUGGAGACUGUCUUGAUUGAACUUCGGAGGUACAUGGCUUUGCCACAACAUAAGAAGCUUCCUCAACCUCCCGAGGGCUCGACGUUCUAG
Aspergillus mulundensis is the source of this 507-nucleotide messenger RNA. RefSeq names its product E2 ubiquitin-conjugating protein MMS2. NCBI's taxonomy places the organism in Eukaryota, Fungi, Ascomycota, Eurotiomycetes, Eurotiales, Aspergillaceae. Bases 1 to 507 code for a protein of 168 amino acids. The record is from RefSeq and is a predicted model, not a curated record. The transcript has 4 exons.